Messenger RNA from Drosophila hydei, 1653 nucleotides. RefSeq names its product hexokinase type 2-like. Gene Ontology annotation, biological process: glycolytic process; glucose 6-phosphate metabolic process; intracellular glucose homeostasis. NCBI's taxonomy places the organism in Eukaryota, Metazoa, Arthropoda, Insecta, Diptera, Drosophilidae. The coding region runs from base 127 to 1482 and encodes 451 amino acids. Gene Ontology annotation, cellular component: cytosol; mitochondrion. Gene Ontology annotation, molecular function: glucokinase activity; ATP binding; mannokinase activity. The transcript has a single exon. The record is from RefSeq and is a predicted model, not a curated record.
CAACAUUCGGAUAAGAUGUAAAUAAAAAAUCUCACUCCUAUUUUAGAUUUUGUUACUGCUAAACCAGCAAAAAUUCCAAAUUAUAAUUAGCUGACAGAGCGCCCUCUACGUUGGCUUUCCUUGGUCAUGGAUGAAAUACAGACACUUUACCCGGAAGCUUACAGAAUUUGUCAACAGUUCGCAAUAGAUCAAAACAGAAUGGAGGAGAUAAUUCAUCGUAUGACCAGGGAAAUGACCAUGGGUCUUGCAAAGGACACACAUCCAAGAGCUACAAUGAAGUGUUUUGUCACCUACGUGCAGGACCUACCAACUGGUAGGGAGAGGGGUAAUUACUUAGCGCUAGAUCUGGGCGGUACCAAUUUCCGGGUCUUGUUGGUAAACCUAGAAUCCGAAAGUACUGUACAUAUUGAUGGCCAGACCUACGGCAUUAGCAAGAGUGUAAUGGAGGGCCCGGGCAUUAAGCUAUUUGACUUUAUUGCUCAGUGUCUAUCUGACUUUUGCAAAGAUCAUAAAUUGGAAAGUGCUAAUUUACCCCUUGGCUUCACAUUCUCAUUUCCGUGCAAGCAGGUUGGCAUUGAUAAUGGCACUCUAGUUGCCUGGACGAAGGGAUUCAAGUCUGAAGGAGUAGUUAACAAGAACGUUGUCGAAUUGCUUCGAGAUGCGAUAGCCCGACGAGGCGACCUUAAAGUUAAAGUCGUCGCCAUUCUAAAUGAUACGACGGGAACUUUGAUGUCCUGCGCUUUUCAUAAGCCGAAUUGUAAAAUCGGAAUGAUUGUGGGUACGGGCAGUAACGCCUGCUACGUCGAGAAAACAUCAAAUGUCGAAAUGCUUCCGGGAUAUCAGACCAGCCAAAAACCCUAUAUGAUCAUCAACUGUGAGUGGGGUGCCUUUGGGGACAAUGGCGUGCUGGACUUUAUACGCACUCGCUACGAUAUUGAGGUGGACAACUUUUCCAUUAAUCCCAAAAAACAAGUGUACGAGAAGUGCAUCUCUGGCAUGUAUAUGGGCGAGUUGGUGCGCAAUAUUAUAGUGGAGCUGAUGGAUAAGGAUGUCCUCUUCAAGGGCGUAAAGUCAAAGGGACUUCAUGAAAGGGGUAAAUUUGAGACCCGUUUUAUAACGGAGAUUGAGUCUGAUGAGCCGGGAAGGUUUCGCAAUGCUGCAAUGGUAAUGGAUAGUCUGGGCAUCAGAACGAGCAAUGAGAAGGAUUUGAUGUGUCUGCGCUACAUCUGCGAGACCGUAUCUACGCGUUCCGCUAAAUUGGCUGCCUGUGGGCUGGUCUGUUUGAUCCGGAAAAUGAAUGUCAAGGACUUGUCAGUGGGUAUUGAUGGUAGUGUAUAUCGCUUUCAUCCGCAUUACCAUAGAUUAUUAAUGGAAAAUAUGAACUUGCUGCUGAACGGUACAGUAAGAUAUGAAUUGGUUCUUUCCGAAGAUGGUUCAGGCCGCGGUGCGGCGCUGAUUGCUGCAGUUUGUGCACGGGACUAGUUUCGCAGCUCUUAGACUGUAACACGCAGCACAAUAUCGGAAGCGCAAAAUUGAGUAACGCAAAUAUGAGAAGUUUAGCGUAGUGUGGAGCACGUCUUAUUACCUUUCUGGCUAACGAUAUAUUAAGAGCAACUUCAUGCGCUACACACUCAUUUAUUAAGAAUAAUUUGA